AUGGUUAACAUUAAUAAAUCGACGCUCGAAAUGUACAUAAAUACCAGUAGCGGCGGCGGUAAUUCAUAUCGAAAUAAAAUCAAGAAAAUGAAUACAUCAAUUAGCGAAAUUGUUAACGAAAUUAUUACGGUAAAUUUCAAUGAUAGUAAUAAACCUAGCAUUACUACUCGUCCAGCUGUCUUUAUUGGUUCAAGUAAUCCGGUUAACCCGAAACAAAUGAUUACACACAGUGAUACCAGUCUAAUGUUUAGACCUCCUUUCCCACCAGCACUGGAAGCCGACAAUAUUUUCGGCAAAAUAUCAGAUGGAACUAAUCCUACCAAGCCAUCCAAUGCAUUCUUCCUUUAUCGAAGGGCAUUUGUAAAGUCUGCUCUAGCUAAUGGAUAUAAACUCCCGAUGACUGUUAUUUCUUCGAUGGCCUCGCAAGCCUGGGGACAGGAAUUGCCUUUCGUCAAGGAUGAAUACAGGAGGAUUGCCAAAGAAGCAAAGAAAAAUCAUGAUUUAUUGUUUCCAAAAACACAUAAAAUAAACGAACCCAAAAGAUGGCGUGUAUAUCCAAUUAAGCCAAAAAAUUAA
Messenger RNA from Ambispora gerdemannii, 576 nucleotides. NCBI's taxonomy places the organism in Eukaryota, Fungi, Glomeromycota, Glomeromycetes, Archaeosporales, Ambisporaceae. The record is from the annotation of a GenBank genome assembly.